This is a messenger RNA of Salvia miltiorrhiza (redroot sage), 2260 nucleotides long. RefSeq names its product protein indeterminate-domain 7-like. Gene Ontology annotation, molecular function: DNA-binding transcription factor activity. The transcript is spliced from 4 exons. Gene Ontology annotation, cellular component: nucleus. Bases 451 to 2019 code for a protein of 522 amino acids. The record is from RefSeq and is a predicted model, not a curated record. Lineage: Eukaryota; Viridiplantae; Streptophyta; Magnoliopsida; Lamiales; Lamiaceae.
AGGUGAUGGUGUUUUUCUAUCCUUUCUUUCUCAUCCACACCACACCAUCUCUGCGUUUCUCUCUCUUCAAAGACUCAAAGAGAGAUGAGGAGAGAGAAAGGAGCUACCUUGUUCUUACAUGCAUGCCUAUAAUUGGAUUUUCUUGAUUUUAGCAAGAAAUAUAAAAAAACCAUUGCAAAACCUGCAAAGAGGUAGCAGUGUGUGUGCAGACCUCUCUCUCUCUCUCUUUCCAACCAAAAAGUUGUCUCGUGGGGUGAAGCCAAAGAUGAAGAAGAAGCCAUAAACAAGGAAGAGGCAGUUGAAGCUUCUCUGUGAAAGAGAGAGUUUCAAAGCAAGAAACCAAAAAAGAAGCAAAAAUCAAACCUUGGAGCAACACUCACUUUGUCCAUUUUUUUCAACUACUUUAAUUUUAGCCUUUCUCUAGCUGCUGCUGCCGCUCAAACUCAAGAAAUGAUGAAACAAAUCUCAGCCAUCCAAGAAGAGAACAUCUCCAACCUCACCUCCGCCUCCAACGACGCCAGCGCCGCCUCCUCCACCGGCGGAGAAAUGUACCCGCCGCCGUAUUUCCAAACCCCACCUCCGCCCGCCAAGAAAAAGAGGAGCCAACCAGGCCAUCCAGACCCUGGUUCAGAAGUAAUCUCUCUCUCUCCAAGAACUCUCAUGGCGACGAACAGAUUUGUGUGUGAAAUCUGCAACAAAGGGUUUCAGAGAGACCAGAAUCUACAGCUGCACAGAAGAGGGCACAACCUGCCAUGGAAGCUGAAGCAGAGAAGCAGCAAAGAUGUGAGGAAAAAGGUUUAUGUGUGCCCCGAGACAACCUGCGUCCACCACGACCCUUCGAGGGCGUUGGGAGAUCUCACAGGAAUCAAGAAACACUUUUGCAGAAAACAUGGUGAGAAGAAAUGGAAAUGUGAGAAGUGCUCAAAGAAGUAUGCAGUUCAAUCAGACUGGAAAGCCCACUCCAAAACUUGUGGCACUAGGGAAUACAGAUGUGACUGUGGCACCCUUUUCUCAAGGAGAGACAGCUUCAUCACACACAGAGCCUUCUGUGAUGCUCUAGCAGAAGAAAGUGCCAAAUCCAUCACCCCCACCCCCACAAUCCCAUUACUCCAAAAUGCUGCAACUUCUUCUUCUCUAUCUUUUUCCCACCACAUAAACCUGCAGCAGAUUCAAUCCCAAUUCGGCAAUGCAGCUGCACAAAAUCAAGAACUCCCAUUUCCAAUCAAGAAAGAGCAUCAAAGCUUCACCCUGAGACCCCCAUGGCUUGCCCCACCGCCCCAUGCACCACCCCCCCUUGACCUCACCACCCCAUCUUCCAUCUUCCAAGAUUUCCAAGAAAACCACACCAAUCAUCACAACCCCCAAAAUCCAAACCCUAACCCUAACACCACCACCACCAUGGGCCCCACCACCACCACCUUCCACCCCUUCCACCACCACCCACCGCCACACAUCUCAGCCACUGCAUUGCUGCAGAAAGCAGCAGAGAUGGGCUCCAAAAGCAGCACCAGCACCAGCACCCCCACCCCCACACCCACCACCCAAUCAAGGCCCCACAUUGCUCACGUGCCUGGUUUCGGCCUAAAGCUGCUGGCCCCACGUGACCACUUCAUCAAUGGCGCCUUGGCCCCAUUCGGGAACAAUAAUAAAGCUGCUGCUUCUUCUUCUCCCCCUUCCAUGCUUCACGAUAUGAUGAUCCACAAUCAAGGGUUAACUACUUUCGAGGACGUCGACGAUGACAAUUUGUCGUUUGCUGGGAUCUUGAACAACAACAACAAUAACAACAGCUCCUCCUCGUCGUCGAAGAGGGUCGACGAAAGUUUGGAUUUUGAUGCGACCCUUAAUCACUUCAGCGCCUCUAAUGGCGGAAAUCACGACGAUGGGAUGACGAGGGAUUUCCUAGGGUUGAGGCCCUUGUCUCAAAGCGACAUCCUAAGCUUCGCAGGUUUGAGUAGUUGCAUGAAUACUACUUCUUGCGCUGAGCAUCAGAGUCAAACACAGAGAUCUUGGCAAGGUUGAUUAAUUAGUUCUUGUUCAAGAGUUUUUUAAUUUGGUGGAUGGGGUUGGGUUGGGGUGGGGUAGGGGGGUGGGGUGAGUUUAGAAUCUUGAUCCUUGUUCAAUGUAUGGUUUCAUUAAUUAGUUUAAUUACUCUCCUUGAAGAGAAAGAGCUAGCUACUUUGUCCAAAAAAAAAAAUGAAUGAAACCCUAGUCAAUAUAUAUCUCAACUCCUUUUGAUCAAUAUAUAUAUAUCUUUGUUUGA